Drosophila pseudoobscura is the source of this 738-nucleotide messenger RNA. RefSeq lists its product as uncharacterized. Bases 271 to 579 code for a protein of 102 amino acids. Lineage: Eukaryota; Metazoa; Arthropoda; Insecta; Diptera; Drosophilidae. The record is from RefSeq and is a predicted model, not a curated record. The transcript is spliced from 3 exons.
AAAAAAAGACCUGUGUAAAAGGAAACCGAUAGGCAGCAGGGUGUUCCCAGUUGCAUUUGCACUUGCAACGAGUGUCCAAUUGCCGCUUGGAUCGUAUUCUCAUGUAGGAUUAUUGAACAUUUCUGCGAAAUGCGAUGCUUGCAUGUGGCAGUACAUCGAAUAUCGGGGGCCGUGAUAACGUAGUAUAGAGUACUAUAAAGGGACCAACAAACCAGGCGGCCAGCCAUCGAGGGCUUUUCACUCGUUACAGCAACAGUUCUAGAGGCGAAAAUGAAGUUUACAGUAAUUGUAAUGGGGCUCAUGCUCAUCCCAUUUGGAAAAUCCCUGGUGCACUAUAUGAAGCUGGAACCAGGCGCAGACGGUGGCUGCAAGGGCACAAGCGGGGACUUGAAAGUGGGCGAAUCGGAGAAGGACCCCCUUGUGUGCGGCUCCAUCCACUGUACGAACGAUGCUGGCGACGCCUUCGUCCACUAUUGUCAAAUACCAGUUCCAUUCGCACUGUGCCCUGGAAGAGGCGUGACCACAGAAAUCGAGUUUCCCGACUGUUGUUGGAUCUGCACCACCUACAAGAACUGCUGAUUAGCGGACCACAUGAGCAGCGGGUGCUUUGCCAAUCAUUUAAUUCAGCUAUCUUUCCAAAAGGGUUCCAACUCUCUAGCCGAAAAAUGUGCCCAUCGGGAACGAAAAAUACAAAUGGAAAAGGAGAUGCACGCAAUAAAAGAACAAUUAUAAACCAGA